Molecule: messenger RNA, 958 nt
Organism: Pecten maximus
Lineage: Eukaryota; Metazoa; Mollusca; Bivalvia; Pectinida; Pectinidae
Product: loricrin-like
Exons: 4
Coding region: 155-739 (194 amino acids)
Source: RefSeq, a predicted model, not a curated record
GAUAAGGACAUGGGUCGAAAAUUUCGGUCUUCAAUCAAUCACUGUGUAUUGGCCAUCGGACAACAGUAACUGGGUUAUAUAUAAAGGGGAUACUCGUGAUAACAGGACAUACCCUCCUGAUCCUCGUACACCGACCGUCAAAAGGAUAAUCACAAUGAAAGCUGUGUUGUGUAUAGCUGUGCUGGUAGUGGCGAUGGCCUUGGCGGAAGCCGGUGGAUAUCGUGGAUAUUAUCCACGCAUGCAACAUAAGGGCAGACCAUGUCACAAGGGAGGUAAGGGUGGAUAUAUCAUUGGCGGUGGCAGCUACCCCAUGUCCUACCCAUCCUACAGUACCUACAGCAUGGGCUACCCCGGAGGCUCCUACUACGACAACUCCUACGCAGGUAGCGGAUCCUACCUCGGGGGCGGGUCGACUUACAUUACCAGCGGGGCCUCCUCACCCUAUAUUGGCGGUGGUUCCAGCUACGUUUCCGGUGGAGGAUCUUACAUGGGAAGUGGAGGCUACUACCCGGGCGGCAGUGUAUCAUAUGUAUCAGGAGGAUAUCCCAGUACCCUCAGCACAGGAAGUUAUCCCACCUACAGCUCCGGCGGCAUGUACAGCACAGGAGGUUACCCCACCUACAGCUCCGGCGGCAUGUACAGCACAGGAGGUUAUCCCACCUACAGCUCCGGCAUGUACAGUACCGGGGGAUAUCCUAUGGGUGGAGGUAGCAGCUAUCCCGCUACCUACCAGGGUUAAAUCAGGCCACAUCUCCAUUUCACGAAUUCGAUUUCAGACCAGACGUUUCGGUUGAGGCUAUGAAGUUGUCAUGCAGUCACAAGAGGCGGCCUGUUUCCAGUAUAAUCCGUCUCAUCUCUCCUGUCGGGAUGAUCGACUGUUUAUGCGAGUUGGCGAGUCUGAUUCUGCAAGAAACAUGUUACAUGAUUUUCACUGUUAAUAAAAAUUGUUUGGACCAAA